UUAUAGAGUAACAUAACAAUUACAAUAUAAGCCAAUUCCUUACUUCUUAGUAGAUGGCCACGGGAUGCGGUCCCAUUGCGGCCCCCUUAUUUCCUUCCAUCCUCCCUCCCUCCCUCCCUCCCUCCAAAGGGAGGAGAGGCCAAGGGUGAUCCUAGGCCGCCCCCCCCCAGCACCCCUUGCCCACCUCCCUCUCCCCAAACCCUCCUCAGCCCACGGCCUCCCUCUCUGGUUUGGACACAGGACAUCCCGGCCACACACACAAGGGCUUCCCGGAGGCAAGGGGCCUCGCGUGGCCUUUGGGAAGUGGGGAGGGGGCCUUGGUCGGGGGGGGGGCCUUCUCUGACCAGGUGAGGGGGUCCCUCUUCGAGGGGGCCUUGAAUGGUGGACUCUUGCCAGUCUGGGCUUGGCCGGGGGGCCUCUGGGGUUCUGAGUCCGCGUGGGGAUUGGUGGACGUAGGUGGGAGAGUCAGAUGGUCUCCAGGACUUGGGUCAAAAAAGUCCAAAUCUGAUCAUCAUCAUUAUUAUGAUGACUAGCUUGGGUCCCCGGGGUUGGCCAGCUUAUUUGACAAAGUCAGUAUUUUAAUUGUCCAAAAUGCACAAGGUUGUAUGUGAACUACAACUCCCAUCAUGCCAGGUGAACCCCCAGAAACUCCAUCAGUGAUGUUGGGCAAGUUUGCUCUGGAUGCAUCAUGGGCGGGGUCUGGUGUGCUUUCUGGCUGUAGGGUGAACUACAGCUCCCACUAUGGUGAGUCCCUCCCUCAAACCCCUCCAGUAGGUUGAGCCAGUCACGGGGGUUCUGUGUGCCAAGUGUGGUCCAGGCACAUCAUGGGUGGAGGUCACUGUUUCUCUGGUUGUGAGUGAACUACAACUCCCAGAAUGGUCACUACCCUAACCCAAACCCCUCCAGUCAUCAAAUCUCGGCAUAUCAGGUCUGUGUGCCAAGUUGGGUCCAGAUCCAUCCGUGUUUGGGAUCACAGUGCUCUUCCCCCAAAACAAGGGGAAAUUUAUUUAUUUACAGUAUUUAUAUUCCGCCCUUCUUUCUCACCCCGAAGGGGACUCAGGGCGGAUUACAAUGAACACAUAUAUGGCAAACAUUCAAUGCCAACAGACAAACAACAUUCCGUUUUAGACAGACACAGAGGCAUUUUUAACAUCUUUCCAGCUUCACAAUUCCGGCCACAGGGGGAGCUGUUGCUUCACCGUCCAUUGGUGGCUGUUCUUCCUCAUUCUUUUCCUCGUGUGCAGUUUUAUGGUGUUGUAGAUUAGUUAAAUUAGCCUCCCGCAUAAAGCGUACCUAAAUAUUCCCUACUUGACAGAUGCAAUUGUCUUUCGGGGCUGCUAGGUCAACAGCAAACCGGGGCUAUAUAUAUAUAUAUAUAUUUAUAUAUAUUUAUAUAUAUAUAUAUAAAGAGUGAUGGCAUCACGGCAGCGGACAAAACAACAAAAGUAAACACCCCACAACCUCGAAAAUUGACAUCACAACCCCUCAUCCAUGCCUCUAGGUUGAUACAACAAAAAGAAAAGAAAAAUAAAUUCCUAAUUAGAGGGAGAGGAAUAAUUGUUUUUAUCCAAUUGCUGCGAGUUAGAAGGCUAAGCUCCGCCCACUUGGUCUCCUAGCAACCCACUCAGCCCAGUGUUAAUAAAAUAAUGAUAAAAAAUAAAUACAAAUAAUACAAUAAAAAAUUAUAAAAAACACUAAAAUAAUUAAUACAAUAAAAUACGAUAACAAAAUGACUACAAAUAAUACAACAAAAUAAUAAAAUAUAAUAAAUAAAAAAGAUAAGUGACAAUAAAAUUAAUUUUAAAAAAUACAAAUAACGUCAAAUAAAAAUUCCACAACAACUUUUCACCGAUACCACCACCACUUUGCCACAGCAACGCUAGUGUGUGUGUGUGUGUGUGUGUGUGUGUGUAUAUAUAUAUAUAUAUAUAUAUAUAUAUAUAUAAAAUGAUAAAGUUGUUUGCGCAGUGACUGUAACAACAAAACUAAACAUCCCAGAAAUACGAAAUUUGGCAACACAAUGCAAAAGGCUUGCCUCCAGGUUACAACAACACAAACACACCACAAAACCACAAUCCAGACCCACAAAACUCACAACAACGCAUCAUGCGAUAACAACACAACUAAACGCCCCAGAAAUACAAAACUUGGCAACACAAUGCAAAAGCCUUGCCUCCCAGUUGUAACAACACAACCACACCACAAAACCACACAGGACUCACAAAACUCACAAUAACGCAUCGUGACUAUAACAACACAACUAAACGCCCCAGAAAUACGAAACUUGGCAACACAACACAAAAGCCUUCCCUCCAGGUUGUAACAACACAACCACACCACAAAACCACAAUCCGGACCCAUACAACUCACAACAAUGCAUCGUGACUAUAACAACACAACUAAACACCCCAGAAAUACGAAACUUGGCACACAACUAAACGCCCCAGAAAUAUUAAAUUUAACAACACAAUGCAAAAGCCUUGCCUCCCGGUUGUAACAACACAACCACACCACAAAACCACAAUCCGGACCCACAAAACUCACAACAAUGCAUCGUGACUAUAACAACACAACUAAACGUCCCAGAAAUACAAAACUUGGCACACAACUAAACGCCCCAGAAAUACAAAACUUGACAACACAACACAAAAGCCUUUUCUCCCAGUUUUAACAACACAACUACACCACAAAACCGCAAUCCGGACCCACAAAACUCACAACAACGCAUCGUGACUAUAACACAACUAAACACCCCAGAAAUACAAAAUUUGACAACACAAUGCAAAAGCCUUGCCUCCCAGUUGUAAGAACACAACCACAACACAAAACCACAAUCCGGACCCACAAAACACACAACAACGCAUCAUGACUAUAACAACACAACUAAACGCCCCAGAAAUACAAAACUUGGUAAAACAAUGCAAAAGCCUUGCCUCCCGGUUGUAACAGCACAACCACACCACAAAACCACACCGGACCCACAAAAUUCACAACAACGCAUCAUGACUAUAACAACACAACUAAGCGCCCCAGAAAUACGAAACUUGGCAACACAACACAAAAGCAUUCCCUCCCGAUUGUAACAACACAACUACACCACAAAACCACAAUCUGGACCCACAAAACUCACAACAAUGCAUCGUGACUAUAACAACACAACUAAACGCCCCAGAAAUACAAAACUUGGCACACAACUAAACGCCCCAGAAAUACAAAACUUGGCAACACAACACAAAAGCCUUGCCUCUCAGUUGUAACAACACAACCACACCACAAAACCACAAUCUGGACCCACAAAACUCACAACAACGCAUUGUGGCUAUAACAAAUACAAAAGUUGACAACACAACUCAUCCACCUCCCCAAUCCCUACAUUCACACCUGGCCUCCAAAAAAACAAUUACAAUAAUAACAAUGACAACAACAACAAUAAGAAUCAACACCAUCACAGGCAAGAAACAGCCAGGCACUGAGGCUGAGAGGCCAGUCAGUGCUACACUGGGCCUCCAAAAAACAAUACAGUCGCAUCUAACUUAUCCAACCUUCAUGACCACAACAACAACAAUAAUAAACAUCUACACAGGCAAAACAAAAAAAAGGACUAUUGUACCGCAAUAAAAAUAUAAACCGCACUCAGCAGAAUCAGACAUUACAACUAACAACAAACCAAAGACAACAGGGAUCUCAAGCAAUUAUCAAUCAACACAAAAAUUGAAGAAGGUAACAGACUUCAAAUACUACUACUAAUGUGAGUAUAAAGAAGGUGGAGGUCACAGCAUCAAUACAACCUAAUGUAAACUGACCAACACCACCAGACUCAGCCACAGCAACGCGUGGCCGGGCACAGCUAGUAUAUAUAUAUAUAUGGUCGGAGGCUUAACCCGACCCGGGCUUCGAACUCAUGACCUCUCGGUCAGUAGUGAUUUAUAGCAGCUGGUUACUAGCCAGCUGCGCCACAGCCCGGCCCCAAAUCCCCCCAAAGGCCUCCAGUAUUUUUGCUGGUCAUGGGGUUCUGUGGGCCAAGUUAGUUCCAGGUCCAUCAUUGCUAGAGUUCAGAGUGCUGUUAGAUUGCAGGUGAACUGUACAUCCCAGUCGCUACAACUCUGGGCCAAUUCCCCUCCAAACCCACCCAUAUUCAAAUGUGGGCCCAUCAGGUCUGCAGGCCAAGCCUGGUCCAGGCUCAUCUGUGUUUGGGUUCACAGUGCGCUCUGGAUGGAGGUGAACUACAACUCCUCUGUAUCCCCCCAAAGGCCUCCCGUAUUUUUUGCUGGUCAUGGGGUUUCUGUGGGCCAAGUCUUGUCCAAUUCCAUCAUUGCUAGAGUUCAGAGUGCUGUUCGAUUGCAGGUGAACUAUACAUCCCGGUCCCUACAACUCAUAGAAACCAUGGUGAAUUCUCCCCAGACCCCCCCCCCCCCCCUCUCUCUGGUAUGUUCCACUGCUGACCAGUUCCUCUGUCUGCUGUGCGCCAUAAAAAAGGAUAGGACAUAGAGGGGAAUUGGCAUGGCCCCGCCCACUGCCUCUCCCUUGACCCUUUCCUAUUCUUUCCUUGGCACACAGCAACUGAGCUCACUGGAGAUUGAGGUUUGGGGAGGACUAACCCUGACUGAGAGGAGUCGUAGGGAGUGGGACGUAUAGUUCUGCUGCAAUCUAAGAGCCCCGUGAACCCCACCAACAAAGGGCCUGGAACUUACUUGGCACACAGGCCCAACACGGCCACCUUGGCAUCCCGGGCCAGGCUGUGGUGCAGCCGGUUAGUAGCCAUCUGCAAUAAAUCACGACUGACUGAGAGGUCGUGGGAUCGAAGGCCGGGUCAGAUUGAGUUCCUGACCAUAAAGAGCCUGGCUCGGUGCUCACGUAAGCAGCUCAACAGACAGUUGCGUCUGUGGAGUAGGAAAUUCUAGGUGCCGCUUUAUGCGGGGAGGCUAAUUUAACUAUUUUGUGACCCCAUAAAAACUGCCGGCAGCAUGCGGAAAGGAAUGAGGAAGCCCUCCCAUCAAGGACUCGGUGUCAGAAGCUAAUGAUGAAGCGGCAGCGCCCCCUGUGGCCGGAAUGGCGCACUCCCUCCUGAAGCCGGAAAGCGGAAAAAUGUUGGAUGGCCUGUGUGUGUGUAUCGUGUGUCCGGUAAUGGCGUGGCGUGUUUGCCAUGUACAGGAGAGUCUCACUUAUCCACGUUCUGGAUUAUCCAACGCAUUUUUGUAGUCCAUGUUUUCAAUUCAUUGUGAUAUUUUGGUGCUAAAUUGGUAAAUACAGCAAUUGCAACAUAGCAUGACUGCGUAUUGAACUACUUUUUCUGUCAAAUUUGCUGUUAAACACGAUGUUUUGGUGCUUAAUUUGUAAAAUCGUAACCUAAUUUGAUGUUUAAUAGGCUUCUCCUUAAUGUCUCCUUAUUAUCCAACAUAUUCGUGUAUCCAACGUCCUGCUGGCCCGUUUAUGUUGGAUAAGUGAGACUCUACUGUAAAUAAAUACAUAAACAAACAAAUACUACUGGCAGGGUUUGGGGUGCCUGGCCUCGGCAUCGGAGAGUUCCAGUUCACCUGGGCCCGGCAGGCGAGGGAUCCGGACCAGGCCCAGCACGGGCGCGGGGGUGCCUGGGAGUUGUAGUCCUCCCUUCCCAGAGAGCCCUGCGCCGGGCCAAGGACGCCUCCCAACACGCCGCCGCCGCCUCCUCCUCACCACGGCCCCGGGCAGCGAGGGGUGUCUGGGGUGGAGGGAGAGAGACCCGCAAACAAGGAAGGCCCGUUGUUUUCCCUCACGGCUUCUCUCGUUCCUUGCCGCCCGUCAAUCAAGGCCGGGGAGCGGCACGCAGCCAAUGGGGGCCUCCGGUGGGCGGGGCGUCCCGGGCUCAGCCAAUGGGAGGGGGAGAAGGAGGGAGAAAAUGGCGGCCGUCUUCUUCAUCCGUCCUCGCCGCCGCCGCCUCAGGCCUGGCCGGGUUUUUUCUCUCUCUCUCUCUCUCUCUCUGAGGCGGGAAGGAAGAUGGCGGAGCAGAGGCCGGAGGCGCCGAGAGAGAGGACAUGAGAGUUCUCUGGGGCCACCCCUGCCGUGAUGGGAAAGGAACCAGCUUCUAGUAGAUAUUAAGGCAUUCGGAAACCAAAGUGCAGUAAGGAAACCAGUCCGAAAGGAAAAAGGAUUCCUCUCAAGGGGUGAUCUUGCCAAAUUCCUACAUUCACUUUAGAUUAUAGAAUAGAACCAUAGAGUUGGAAGAGACUGCAUGAGGCACAUAGUCCAGGCCUCUGCCAUGAAGGGAAAAGGCAAAGUACCCCUGACAGAUCAUAGAAUAGUAGAGUUGGAAGAGACCUCGUGGGCCAUCAAGUCCAACCCUCUGCCAAGAAGCAGGAAAUCACAUACAAAGCACCCCUGACAGAUGGCCAUCCAGCCUCUGCUUAAUGAGCAUCUAGCCUUUGUUUAAUAGAUUCCAAAGGAGCCUCCACUACAUUUUGAGGCACAGAGUUCCACUGCUGAACAGUUCCUUCUGUCGGGAAGUUCUUAAUGUUCAGAAGGAAUCUAUUUUCCUGUAAUUUGAACCCACUGAUGUGAGUAAUCAUAAAGGGAAAAACAAGAAUCAAGUGUCCAUAUUGGAAUUAAUUGUACAUAACACUGUGGACAUGGAGGAGAAAGCAUAUAAAUGUAUUGAAUGUGGAAAGAGCUUUAGUCAGCAUGAAAAACUGAAGACACAUCAAAGCACUCACACUGGGGAGAAACCCUAUAACUACCUGGAGUGUGGACAGAGAUUCGCUCAUAGUUCAGCUCUACGUAAACAUCAAAGGACUCACACUGGUGAGAAACCUUAUAAAUGCCUGGAGUGUGGACAGAGCUUCACUGAGAGGGGAAGUCUACGUAUACAUCAAAGGAUUCACACUGGGGAGAAACCCUAUAAAUGUCUGGAGUGUGGACAGAGCUUUGCUCGUAGUGGAAAUCUACGUUCACAUCAAAGGACUCACACUGGGGAGAAACCCUAUACAUGCCUGGAGUGUGGACAGAGCUUCACUGACAGUGGAAAUCUACGUAAACAUCAAAGGACUCACACUGGUGAGAAACCCUAUACAUGCCUGGAGUGUGGACAGAGCUUCACUCAGAGGGGAAGUCUACGUAUACAUCAAAGGAUUCACACUGGGGAGAAACCCUAUAAAUGUCUGGAGUGUGGACAGAGCUUUGCUCGUAGUGGAAGUCUACGUUCACAUCAAAGGACUCACACUGAAGAGAAACCCUAUAAAUGCCUGGAGUGUGGACAGAGCUUCACUGAAGGAGGAAGUCUACGUAAACAUCAAAGGACUCACACUGGGGAGAAACCCUAUACAUGCCUGGAGUGUGGACAGAGCUUCACUGAAGGAGGAAGUCUACGUUCCCAUCAAAGGAUUCACACUGGGGAGAAACCCUAUACAUGCCUGGAGUGUGGGCAGACCUUCACUGAGAGAGGACAUCUACAUAUACAUCAAAGGACUCACACUGGGGAGAAACCCUAUACAUGCCUGGAGUGUGGACAGAGCUUUGCUCGUAGCGGAAAUCUACGUUCACAUCAAAGGACUCACACUGGGGAGAAACCCUAUAAAUGCCUGGAGUGUGGACAGAGCUUCACUCAUAGUUCAACUCUACGUUCACAUCAAAGGACUCACACUGGUGAGAAACCCUAUACAUGCCUGGAGUGUGGACAGAGCUUCACUCAGAGGGGACAUCUACGUAGACAUCAAAAAUCUCACACUGGGGAGAAACCCUAUAAAUGCCUGGAGUGUGGACAGAGCUUCACUGAAGGAGGAAGUCUACGUAAACAUCAAAGGACUCACACUGGGGAGAAACCCUAUACAUGCCUGGAGUGUGGAAAGAGCUUCACUGAAGGAGGAAGUCUACGUAAACACCAAAGGACUCACACUGGGGAGAAACCCUAUAAAUGCCUGGAGUGUGGACAGAGCUUCACUGAGAGUGGACAUCUACAUAUACAUCAAAGGACUCACACUGGGGAGAAACCCUAUACAUGCCUGGAGUGUGGACAGAGCUUUGCUCGUAGUUCAGGCUUACAUUCACAUGAAAGGACUCACACUGGGGAGAAACCCUAUACAUGCCUGGAGUGUGGACAGAGCUUCACUCAUAGUUCAGCUCUAUGUAAACAUCAAAGGACUCACACUGGUGAGAAACCCUAUACAUGCCUGGAGUGUGGACAGAGCUUCACUCAAAGGGGAAGUCUACGUACACAUCAAAGGAUUCACACUGGGGAGAAACCCUAUAAAUGCCUGGAGUGUGGACAGAGCUUUGCUCGUAGUGGAAGUCUACGUUCACAUCAGAGGAUUCACUGGGGAGAAACUUUAUAAUUGCAUGGACAGUGGAAACAGUUCACAUAUAGUCGCAAUCUACAUAAACAUAAUAGAAUUCACACUGGAGAGAAUGGUGGUAAUGGACACUAGAGUCUUUCUAACAUGUACAAAAGCAACAGGUGUUAGAAAUGCAAGCCCAAAGUUGGAACAUUUUAUCAUUGUGGUGUAUUGUAAAGAGAUUGAGCUACAACACAUUUCAUCCUGGAAGUAAUUUGUGAGGGCAGUUAGAAAAAUAUAGUAUUACAGUAAAGUCUCAUUUAUCCGAGAUAAACGGGCCGGCAGAACAUUGGAUAAGCAAAAAUGUUGGAUAAUAAGGAGGAAUUAAGAAAGAGGCCUAUUGAACAUAAAAUUACAUUAAGAUUUUACAAAUUAUGCACCUAAACAUCAUGUUUUACAACCAACUGACAGAAAAAGCAGUUAAAUACACAGUAAUGUUAUGUAGAAAUUACUGUAUUUAUGAAUUUAGCACCAAACCAUUGCAACAUUUACUACAAAAACAUUGACUACUCAAAGGCCGACUGCCUUGGCUGAUACAGAACAUUGGAUAAGUGAAGUUUGGAUAAGUGAGACUCUACUGUAAUUUUUCAACAAAGUUCAGAUUUGGAAUUAAAAAUAUAAAGAUUCAAUCUACCUUGGAGCAGAAACGUUGGAUCAAAGUCAUUUCCCCUGUAAAUUUCCACAGAACAUGUCUAUGGAUUUCUCUCCUUGGCAUGUUUAAACUGCAUGUUUAUUCUGCUUCUAUUUACAAAGUUCGUAGGUCAGAUUGGCAGGGCAUGGUAAACUUGAAAAAUCGAUUUAUUGAUUGGGAGGUGUCAAUACAACUCGGAACAACUGAGCUCAUACAGUAGAAGAGCUCCUUCUCACGGCCACUUUGUGCAAAUAGCAGGCACUUUCUGUUUGUAGGAAAACUCAUUUUUGAGUUACAUUAUUUCUUCCUUUCACUUCAGAAAGCAGGUUACGAUUAAAUUUAGAAAGGCAAACAAGAGAAACCGCUAAGGAAAAUCAGCCUAAUAUUUGCAGAUUGACUAUGGCUUCGGUAAUAAUGUGAUAUGUACUCAAAGUAUUCAAUAAGAGAUAGCUUAAAAGGGAAACUGCAAAUAAUGGGAUCAACAGUUGCAAAGGAAACAUAAGAAAUCUGUAUUCUAAGGAGAUUGGUGUUAAUGGAAUCUGCUUUUAAAAUCAGUUUUUAUAAAUGUUAUAAACAUUGAAGAGAGUUAACAAUUUAGUUCAAGAAUUAGAACAUUUAAACUUUGGAAUCACCAGGUGUCUGAAUUCCAUAAAACAAACUGAUUUUGUGAUGGUCCUUUGAACACGGAUCACCCUCUUUUGCGGAGCCUCCAGUGGCCUAGGGGAUAAAAGCCUCGUGACUUGAAGGCUGGGUUGCUGAUCCGAAAGCUGCCAGGUUCGGAUCUCACCCGGGAAGAGCGCGGAUGAGCUCCCUCUUUCAGCUCCAGCUCCAGCUCCAUGCGGGGACAUGAGAGAAGCCUCCCACAAGGAUGUUGGGCUUCUACCUUGUCCGUUUAGAAAACUUCUUUAAAAUUGGUGGGCUAAAAGGGGUCGAUAUGCCCUCCAUGUCUGGCGAUUUUCACCCCUCGAUCCCUAAAACUGAAGGGAGGGCGAGCCUUUGAAGCCUUACCAUUCACAUUUUUUUCAGAUGCGAGAUCAAAAUCCCAUUUGGAUAGGGUCCCGUUUUCGGAAGUGGAAAACGAAAACGGAGCAGAACAAAUGCAACAAAACAAAACGGAUAGCGAUUUCAUACAAAUGCAAAUCAUUACUCUGUUCCCUUCCUUGUCUGCUGCACUCGAAUGGACGGGAAAAGUAUGCUGCAACCAUUAAGGUUAAAUGAAACCAGAGUUGUAUUUGUUGAGAGUGUUAGAUUUUAUUUAUUUCGUGUCAAAAGCAUUGGUACAGCAAAUACAUUUCAAAUAAUGGAAAUAAAAUAGAAAAGAAAUCACAAGCAACUAAAUAGUUUUGGACCAAAAGCGGGCAACAGCAACCGCAUUGUCUGUAGCUUUAAACAACUCCUCCGUACAUGAGGCAGGACAUUGUGGGCAAGCAGACAUAUGCGGAGUUGUUUGUUCAGCUCCACAGUCACACAAGGUGGAGGAUUCCUCCAGGUCGUGCCACCUUGCCAGGUUCCCUUUUGAUCUGCCCACUCCACUUCCGAGUCUGUUCAGGGACUUCCAAGUGGCCCAUUCUUGGUUUGCCCUAAAGGAAGGAAGACCCUCGUGGGGGGCCAUCCAGUUGGUUGCCAGGUUUAGCUGCCCAGAGGGACACCCUUGUUGCUGCUGGAGGAACAUCAAGAGGAGGGAGUGGUGGUUCUCAUGAAGCCCUUCCUUGACUUGAGUCUGGUGGGAGGAGGCCAAUAGUCAUCCAGUGGGUAGCUUUCACAAUGUUCGACCUUAUUUCUCUCACAGUUAGCAGCAACUUCCCAUUGCACGUCAGGAGGGGCAAUGCCAGCUAACUUGUAGAGUUUAUCAACAGGUGUAGGUUUAAGGCGUCCCGUGAUGAUUCUGCAUGUUUCGUUUAGUGCUAUGUCCACCUGCUUCGCAUGGGCAGACUUGUGCCAGACAGGGCAGGCAGACUCUGCAGUUGAGAAAGACAAGGCCAGGGCUGAUGUUCUUACUACUUGUGGGUCUGCUCCCCAUGCGCUGCCAGUCAGUUUCCGCAGGAUGUUAUUGCGUGCAGCUACUUUGUGCUUGGUGUUCGUGCAGUGUUUCCUAUAUGUUAGUGUUCGGUCUAAGGUGACACCGAGGUAUUUAGGAUGGAAAUAGUGUUCGAGCUCUUGGCCUUCCCAAGAAACUUUCAGUUUCCUGUUGGCUGCACGGUUACGUAGGUGGAAAGCACACACUUGUGUCUUGGCAGGGUUAGGGUUAGGGUUAGGGCCUCCUUUUCUGGAUCUGGGGUGUGACUGUAUUUCACGACUACAGUGGGCCCUUCACACUUGUGUGGCUUAGGGUCCCCGGACCCACAUGAAAGCGAGAAAGCCCAAACCUUCUCAAUCCCAUUGACCACCUUUAGCACACCAAAAGCACAAGACAGUAGAAUCUCACUUAUCCAAUGUUCCGUAUUAUCCAAGGCAGUUUGCCUUUUAGUAGUCACUGUUUUUGUAGCAAAUGUUGCAAUGUUUUGGUGCUAAAUUCAUAAAUACAGUAAUUACUGCAUAACAUUACUGUGUAUUGAACUGCUUUUUCUGUCUAUUAGUUGAAGCUUCCGAACAGUCUUCAAAGGCAGCCCCACAUAGAGCGCGUUGCAGUAGUCUAAUCGGGAUAUAACAAGAGCAUGGACCACCGUGGCCAAGUCCGGCUUCUCAAGCUACAGGCGCAGCUGGUGCACAAGUUUUAACUGUGCGAAGGCUCCCCUAGCCACCGCUGAGACCUGGGGCUCCAGGCUCAACGAUGAGUCCAGGAUCACCCCCAGACUGUGCACCUGCGCCUUCAGGGGGAGUGUGACCCCGUCCAGCACAGGCUGUAACCCUAUACCCUGUUUGGCCUUACGACUGACCAGGAGGACCUUUGUCUUGUCUGGAUUCAAUUUCAAUUUGUUGGCCCUCAUCCAGUCCGACACAGCGGCCAGACACCGGUUCAGGACCUGGACAGCCUCCUGAGUGACAGGUGGGAAGGAGUGACAGAGCUGGACAUCAUCUGCGUACAGAUGACACCUCACCCCGAAACUCCGGAUGAUCUCUCCCAGCUGCUUCAUGUAAAUAUUCAACAACAUAGGGGACAGUACAGAACCCUGUGGGACCUCACAAGUCAACGGUUGUGGGGCCAAGCAGGCGUCCCCCAAUGACACUAUCUGGGACCGACCCUCCAGGAAUCAGUGGAGCCACUACAAAACAGUGCUUCCGAGACCCAUCCCCGCAAGGCGUCCCAGAUAGAUACCGUGAUCGACGGUAUCGAAGGCCGCUGAGAAGUCCAGCAGAACCAGCAGGGACACCCUCCCCCUGUCCAGUUCCCGGCGAAGAUCGUCGACUAAGGCGACCAAGGCUGUCUUGGUACCAUGCCCCGGCCUGAAGCCAGACUGCGCUGGAUCCAGAAAAUCAGUGUCAUCCAAGAAUCCCUGGAGCUGCGAGGCAACCACAUGUUCCAAGACCUUGCCCUUAUAUUGGCUAACAAACAAACAAAGGGGGGUUUUCACUCAGCAUUCACACACAUGUUCAUGCAUUUAUCUUCAUGCACACAUCCAAAUAUUACCCCAUCCUUUUUUCUCUCCUUGGAGAAGCACCUGCUUAGGCCCCGCCCUGCUUCCCUUCAGCCUGCCAACGGAAAACUCCAAAAAGACCGUGGCUCCAGAACGCACUCCUUUCUCUUCCCAUGAGAAAAGGGGGCAAGUGACCAGACUCCUCCGUUGAGUAUCUGCCACUUUCCAAAGUACACCAUCUCCACUGAGCAUGGUGGGUGAACUAGACUGCUCCGGUCUGCCACAAUUUCUGAAUUGUCACAAGGUCAUUUAUAUUGCUGCUGUUGUCCCGUCACCCAUCCUGCAUCUUUGCUUUUCCUUUUUUCUGCCUGAGUGUCGUAUCUUACAUUUGUUCUUGUUGGCAUUCAUUUUGUGAGUUUUGGCCAAUCAAGUCUGUCAUCUGUUGAGGUCAUUUUGUAUCCUGAUCCUCUCCUCUGGAGUCUUUGCUCUCCCUCCCAAUCACCAAACAUGAUAAACACACCCUCUAAACCAGGGGUCCUCAAACUUUUAAAGCCGAGGGCCGGUCCACAAUCCUUCAGACUGUUGAGGGGCCGAAUUAUCAUUUGGGGAAAAAUACCCGAACAAAUUCCUAUGCACACUGCACAUAUCUUAUUUGCAGUGCAAAACAACAAUAACAAUGAAAGAACAAUACAAUAUUUAAAAAUGAAAAUAAUUUUAACCAACAUAAACCUAUCAGGAUUUCAAUAGGAAGUGUGGGCCUGCUUCUGGCCAAUGAGAUAGUCAGGUUAAUUAGGAUUGUUUUUGUUGUUGUUGUGUGUCUUCAAGUCAUUUCAGACUUUGGGCGAGCUUAAGUCCAAAAUUAUUUAUUUAUUCAUUCAUUUACUACAUUUAUUUACUACAUUUAUAUCCCACCCUAAUCACCCCGAAGGGAACUCAGAGCAGCUGUAUGUACAUACAGUAUAUUAUAUUAUUAGUAUAACACAAUAUUAGCAUUAUAUAUUACUAUAUUGAACUAUAUCACUAUACUGUAAUAUUAUAUGUAAUAUAUAACAUAUAAUUAAUAUUAUAUGGUAUUAUUAUUAGUAUUAUAUUGUAUAAAAUGAUAAUAUUAUUAUCAAUAUCAUAUGUAUAUACAAUAUAACAUAUUAUUAAAACGGAUAUAAAAAUAUUAUAUUAUAAAUGAGGGCGGGGGCCAGGUAAAUGACCUUGGAGGGCCGCAUCCGGCCCCCGGGCCUUAGUUUGGGGACUCCUGCUCUAAACCUUCAUCCAGGUCAUUAAUAAAGAGGUUGAACAGACCUGGGCCCAGGACCGAACCCUCUCCACGGCACUCCACUAGAGGCUUCUUUCCAGGAUGAAGAGGAGGAUCCCAUGGAGAGAAGCACCCUUUGGGUUCGGUUGCUUAACCAAUUCCAGAUCCACCUAAGAGUAGCCUUGCUUAUCCCACUUAGGACUGUACCAAGAUCAAAUGAAAUAUGCAUAUAUGAUAUGUGUGGUUUGAAUGGAAGAAUGAAUGAGAGCUAAUAAACGUGAAGACAACAGUCUGUAUAUGUUAUGAUUGAGCCUCGUGGCUCUGUUACUGACAGGCGUGGGCGUAAGACUCCUCGAGAGUCAGAUACUCUCGAGGAGCGAGAGAGAAAAAGACUGCGAGACAUAUUUGCAGCACCAUCUGAUGAAGAGUCUUUCGAGGGGUUUACGGAGAGAAUGGAGGAGGGGCAGGUUAGCUCGGAGGAGGAUGAGAUGGAUUGGACUCGGGUAAGGGAGGAAUUGGGUGCCACUGGCCAUGAUGGGGCAGAAGAUGAAUGGGGACCUUCAGGAUCAGAUCCAUGGCUUAGCUGGAGGGAUGGGACGGGAUCCACAGCUGGAGAUGCUGCUGGGCGUAGUCAGAGGUGUUCCAGCUCUGACGAGGAAAGUGAUGAGGAAACGCCCGGGUUAAGGAGGACAGCUGACAGUGAUGAAGAUUUGUAACUGGCAUAAAAUGGGGCUUGAGAGCAAUUGCAAAUUGCGUUGGGCAAGGUAAUCUGGGAUCCGUGUGUGUGUGGGACGCUUCCCUGAAGACUUGUGUGCUUUCCUGUGCUGAGACGUAAGUUGAUUGGAAUCCAGGGUCAGACGGCGGGAGGGAUUGUGUGGGCAUUUGUUUGUGCAAACCUGUGCUUACUCUUAUUAGCUUGACCUUCCGUCGUCUUCUUGACGGACGCCAUCUCCUGCUUUGAAUACCCGGACUGAACUGACCACGGCUUGGCUUCAUCCCCUUCUUGGACUUGGGAAAACUACAAACGUCUGCUUCUGGCUUUGAACUACGGAACGGAACUGGUCUACUCUACUGUUGCAUUCCCUGGCUGAUUUGUUCGUGCUGGAAAUCCUGUCUGCUGUGUGUGUGUGGGAGCGACGCAAGUUACUGUAAACACUGUGUUGGCAGCAGAGAGGAAUCUGCUGCCAAUUAGCUGCAUUCUUUGUAUCUUUUGUUCUUGGCUCUCGUUUUGUUUAUAUUCAGGCUGAAGCAAGCAGUUUGUUUUUUACCCGGAUUAAACUCCGGUUUAAUCCGGUUUAUCUUUUGAACAUUUAUUUUGCCCCUUUUUGCUCCUAAAGGCAAAUACUGCCUGGCCCUUGUGUUUUACGGGCUUGUUUUGAGUUCUGUAACCUAAUAAACUCUGUUACUUUGAAUCUCGUGGCGUUCUGUCCUUGACAGUAUACUAAGGCUUGCAAACCAUUAACUACCUGCUCAAGAAUUGUAAUUAAAAUGUGCUAAUAAGAUCUGAAAUAGUUGACCUGCCUGGUAAACUGUGAUAAGAACUGUGACUGAUAAGAGAAAUGUUUACAACUGUUAAGAAGGAAGUAAACACGGAGCUGCUUGUGUUUGCUAACACCAAUCAAGAGGAAUCGACAUCUGGUCCAGGAAACUGAGGAUAUUCCAGGAUGGAAGACGUCUAUCAUUCAUUUAUAACUUUGGGACAACAUCAGCAAAAGAUUGCUACAUAAGUGACCUCAUGACAAUCCAGAAAGUGUGACAGACAGCAACGCUGUUCACCCGCCAUGCUCAGUGGAGAUGGCGUACUUUGGGAGUGGCAGAUCUGCUCUGGGAAGGCAGGAUUCUGGUCACUUUUAGGGCCUCCUUUUCUCAUGGGAAGAGAAAGGAGUGCGUUUUGGAGAUGUUCUUUUUGGAGUUUUGGUGUUUUGGCGUUUUGGAACUAUGUCUUGGCAGGCAGCAGUGGAAGCUGGGUCUGGCCUAAGCAGGUGCUUCUCCAAGGAGGGAGACAGGAUAUGGUAAUAUUUGUGUGCAUGAAGAUAGAUGCAUGUUGUGUGUGAAUGCUGAGUGAAAAUGUAACCCCCCCUUUUGUCAGUUUAUUAGCCAAUGUAACUGGGGGUUGUUUGUCAAUCCAAUGUAGUUGCAUAGAAUCUGUAGGUCUGUAAGUCUAAUGUUGUUCUUUGUUGUUCUGUAAAGGUUCUGCUAUACCUCUCAGACUGAAUUUGCAAUAAAAAGAACCUAUGCUUCAAAGUUAUUGAGAAGUUGUUCAUAACAGGACUAGAAGGUGGUGGGGGACGUUGUCGAAGGAAGGCCUUGCUGGAAUCAAGGUCUGCUCUAUCCACAGCAUUCCCUGCAUCUGCCAAGCUUGUAACUCUGUCGAAAAAAGAGAUCAGAUGGGUCUGGCAUGACUUGUCUCUGAGAAAUCCAUGCUGACUUUGAGUGAUCACAGCAUUCCUUUCUAAGUCAAUACGGUUUCGUUUAAUAAACCUCACCCCUGAUACUGGGAGAUCCUCGGACAGCGAGGCCAUCUCUUCCGCUUUGUGUAGAUUUAUCCCUGCUUCAUGUGAACCCCCUGUAGUAACUGAGACUGUUUAACGGUGUCACGACCCAGGCUACAGAGCACCAAUAACCAUACGCAGAGGCCAGAUUCUAUCUAAUAUCUUUAUUAAGGAAAUAUAUAAAGUUAAUAAAAGCAAAUGUAAAAGUUAGUCCAGAAGCAGACCUUUCAGGAAAGGUCAAAAUUAGUCCAAAGAAACAAUGUCCAAUAUGAAAUAUUAAGGUCCAAAGUUGUAAUCCAAUAACCGAAACACUCACUUUGCCAGGCAAAGUGAGGGGAGAUGACAAGGUCCUUUAGUCCAUGAACUUGAGCAAGGCUAGGAAUUAACUUGAUACUUGAAAACAAGGCUUGAAUCGUGGCACAAGGUAACAAAGAACAAGAACAAGAUCCGUGGAAUUACUUGGUAAAAUCCGUGAAACAAGGCAAGGUUUAGUCCUGAAAGGCGAGGCAAGGUCCGUAGGUAAACAAGGCUGGGAAACAGGAGCGAAGGCUUGAAAACAAGAACAAGGCUUGAACAGGAACGAGGCUUGGAUCGGAGCGCGCUGUCCAGACACAACUCGCUCCGGAGGCUGACGAAUUGACUCCGCAAAGUUACUCCGCGGGUAAAACACCUAUAUAGAGUCUAACUUUCCCGCCGAGAGCAGUUCUCUGGGAACCAGAAACGAAAGCUAAUCUCUGAGACCAGAUGUUUGACUCCUUAAAGAUUCUCAUGGAAAGCAGGCUUAAUUGGCUAAAUUCUUAGCAAUUAUUCUAGCACUCCUGCGCGAGGCCGCUUCCAAACCUCUCUGUUGUUUACAAAACUCAUGGCGAGAAAACACAGGAGAUGUAGCCUCAGUGUUUGUUUGACAUACUUCUGGAACAUAACCCUCUUGCAGGUGCAAGGUUCCCAGAUCUGGCUGGGAAGAAUCUGUCUGGGAAGAAUCCAGUUCUGACUGGGAAGGUAAAAAACCCAAGUUUUCUUCUUCAUCAGGCAUCACAAUGUCAUGAGCAGGACUACAAGGCCCAUGGGUCAUCACACACGGUUACUUUUGUCAAUAUUCUUAUGAUUAGUUUUUCAAAUAUUUGUGUCCACAUUUGCAAAGACUUUCUGUAUAGAUUUCAGAUUUCCAUUUUAAUGUCAAAAUACAUAGGAUGAUUUUAUAUAGGAUUUGCAUUUGAGUAGAUCAGAUCUAGUUUGCCAAAUAGUCACUGUUUAAUGUUUUUUAUGUUGAAUGUUUUUAUAUUGUGGAAUAUUUUAAAUUGUAAGUCGCUCGGAGCACUCUGGUGGAGAGCGGCUAAUUAAAUAAAGUGAAGUGAAGUGAAGAUUUGUGCUACAUUAGAACAGUAAACACAAAUGUCACGUAAAUAAAAUAAACAUUAAAUAUUAAAUAACCAAUUUUUUAAAAAAAGGUGUAAACAUAAACCUAAUCUGGGAAUUUUCAAAAAUAUUUUUGUGAAUAUUUCUAUGAUUAUUUCUAUGAAUAAAUUUAGGAUUUUUUUCUGUGUAUAUCUUCUGUGAGUAUUUUUGGGAAUGUUUCUGCAAAUUUUUAUGAUCAUUUUUGUGAAUAUUUUCUGGAACAUUUUGAUAAUAUUUCUAUGAAUAUAUUUAUGAAUGUUUUCCUUAAUAUUUUGUAAUUUUUGUGAAUAUUUCUGUAAAUUUGUAUAUGAUUUCUUGUGAAUAUUUCUUAAAAUGUUAGGAUACACAGCAUCUCCCCCUCACAGCAGAAUGGAAGGCAAAGAACAAUGAUAAUGGCCGAUGAAGAUUCAUGAAACCGUUGAGACGGACAAAUUAAGAAAGAAUAAUACAAUAAUAUAAAUAUUAGGCUUGUUCCUUUUGGCUGAACCUCAAUCCGGCUGAAUUUCGGGAGAUCUGAACCUACUGCAGGGGUUUGUGGGAAUUGGCCCUGUGUUGUGACCCAGCCACAGGAUAGCCAGAGUGAGGAUGAAGAAGGGGAUUCUGGGUUUCAGAUACAAGAACCAGUUGAGCCAGAAGAUGGGCUGCAGGAAUACAGGCCGAUUCAGAGGCUCGAGAAUUGCAGUUUGAGCAGAAUGAACUGUUGACCCCAGAAGCCAUAGAUAACAGCCAGGAUGACAUUCCCAUGGGAAUUAAUGAGCAAGAGAGCUCUCUAGUCCCGGUUCAGGUGCAAGAUAACGAUAGCGAAGACCUUGAAUUAUCUAGGGCUGACCGUUUGUUAUGGAGAGGUUUUCAGGUUCGUAGGAGUGAGAGGCUAGUGGGAAAGAAAGGCCACUUAUGGGAAAAGAAAUGCCUUUCUCGGGUGCCUUUAAAAGUGUGUGUUUGCAGAUAGCUCGUUGUCAAAGCAAAUCCUUGCUUCAUCUACGUGGAUGUUCUUGUUUCAUGCUCAAGAGAAGUUUUCCUGGAUCUUUGUACCUUUUGGGCCUUGUUUUUGGGAUCUACUGUUUAUUGCCUUGCCUUAUGGAUUCUUAGAUUGCUAUGGCUUAUGGACUAAUGGAUUUUCAUGGCUUAUGAACUAUUUGGAUUCCUAUUGACUCUUUUAUUGCAACUUUGAAAACCCUUUCAACUGCCUGCUUUGAUUUAUAUAUUUGCUUUGCUCAAUAAAACUUCAAAAGAC
Molecule: messenger RNA, 18816 nt
Organism: Anolis carolinensis (green anole)
Lineage: Eukaryota; Metazoa; Chordata; Lepidosauria; Squamata; Anolidae
Product: zinc finger protein 420-like
Exons: 2
Coding region: 6603-8300 (565 amino acids)
Biological process (GO): regulation of transcription by RNA polymerase II
Molecular function (GO): RNA polymerase II cis-regulatory region sequence-specific DNA binding; DNA-binding transcription factor activity
Source: RefSeq, a predicted model, not a curated record